Messenger RNA from Lacerta agilis (Sand lizard), 1683 nucleotides. RefSeq names its product RNA binding motif protein X-linked (gene RBMX). The record is from RefSeq and is a predicted model, not a curated record. Gene Ontology annotation, molecular function: RNA binding. Gene Ontology annotation, cellular component: spliceosomal complex. NCBI's taxonomy places the organism in Eukaryota, Metazoa, Chordata, Lepidosauria, Squamata, Lacertidae. The transcript has 10 exons. The coding region runs from base 132 to 1391 and encodes 419 amino acids. Gene Ontology annotation, biological process: positive regulation of mRNA splicing, via spliceosome.
UACAUCCGGGCUUUCUGGCCUCGAGACGAAUGUGCUGACGUCAGCUAUAUAAAGGCCCUCGGCGCCUUUGUUCCUUCUCAGUGCGUCGUUGCUGAUCUACUGGCGGUUUGGAGAUCCCAAACUGUGUCAAAAUGGUUGAAGCAGAUCGUCCUGGCAAGUUGUUCAUUGGUGGGCUGAACACAGAGACUAAUGAGAAGGCUCUUGAAUCUGUCUUUGGCAAAUAUGGCCAUAUAGUAGAGGUUCUCCUUAUGAAAGACCGUGAAACCAACAAAUCAAGAGGGUUUGCUUUUGUUACCUUUGAGAGUCCAGCAGAUGCCAAGGAUGCUGCCAGAGAUAUGAAUGGAAAGUCUUUAGACGGAAGAUCAAUUAAAGUUGAACAAGCUACCAAGCCAUCCUUUGAAACCGGUAGACGUGGGCCCCCUCCCCCUUCAAGGAGCAGAGGUCCUCCAAGAGGUUUUAGAGGCGGAAGAGGUGGAAGUGGAACACGGGGUCCUCCUUCAAGAGGGAGUUAUUUGGGUUCUUCUAGAGGCCCUCUACCGAUGAAAAGGGGCCCACCCCCACGUAGCGGUGGCCCACCACCUAAAAGACCUGCUCCUUCUGGACCUGUUCGUAGUAGUAGUGGAAUGGGAGGCAGAGCACCCCUUUCACGCGGUAGAGACAGUUAUGGAGGACCGCCACGCAGAGAACCACUGCCAUCACGAAGAGAUGUCUACCUGUCUCCAAGAGAUGAUGGUUACAGUACUAAAGACAGCUAUUCCAGUCGGGACUAUCCAAGCUCCAGAGACACAAGAGAUUAUGCUCCACCGCCAAGAGAUUAUGCCUACCGUGAUUAUGGUCACUCCAGUUCACGUGAUGAAUACCCCUCAAGAGGCUACAGUUCCAGAGACACAAAGGAAUAUACUUCACCUCCAAGAGAUUAUGCCUACCGUGACUAUGGUCAUUCCCGUUCACGUGAUGAGUAUCCCUCAAGAGGUUUCAGUUAUUCCUCUUACAGCGAUCGUGAUGGCUAUGGAGGGCGUGACCGGGACUAUUCUGAUCACCCAAGUGGGGGCUCAUACAGAGAUUCCUAUGAGAGUUAUGGUAACUCACGUAGUGCUCCACCUGCACGAGGGCCCCCUCCAUCUUAUGGUGGAAGCAGUCGCUAUGACGAUUAUGGGAGCACCCGAGAUGGGUAUGGUGGAAGUCGAGAAAGUUACUCAAGCAGCAGAAGUGAUGUCUACUCAAGUGGCCGUGAUCGUGUGGGAAGACAAGACAGAGGCCUCCCCCCUUCUAUGGAAAGGGGUUAUGCUCCUCCACGUGAUUCUUACAGCAGCUCCAGCCGCGGAGCACCCAGAGGUGGCGGCCGUGGAGGGAGCCGCUCUGAUAGAGGUGGAGGCCGAAGCAGAUACUGAAACCUUUUAAAGUGCUGGACCAAAUCAGUUUUUUCCUCCCAACAAAUGGAAUGUGGAAGUUCUAUCCUCACUCCAGAGGACUACUGAAACAUUUGUUUUUAUCUUUUUUAUUGUUGCUUGUUAAGUUCCCCUCCAUUACUUAAUGUUUUUUUGUGAGGAGAAAGUAAACUUGUUUUAAUUCAUUUCAAAAUUGUUAAUAUUUCUCUCAGAAAGCAGAUGUUAAUGUAUGACAUUUUUAGCCUGUGUACUAGUGUUGUAACUUUUUAAAGUAAAGGUUAACCCUGAAAUGCAA